CACAUUUAAGAGUAUUUAUAGAAUGACCAAAAUAAAUACGGUGAAAAAACGAUCAAGGAACGAAAUUUUCAAACACCAAAUACUUUGUUCAACUUCUGCAACCAAACGGUCAUUGUUCUUACGAAAGAGUUGUUAUAUAUAUAUAAAUGAAUAGUUUUGUAUAUAAAUAAUUUACAUUUAUAUUGCACAAUAAAGUUAUGAAAUUACUCUAAAAUGGAGUGGUAUCCUGAAGAAGAUGAAGAAGAGUUGAUGUAUUCGCCAGCUUUAUUGGCUAGAAGAGCAUCUGAGAGCUGGAUCGUUGAGCCACCGAUCGAGAUUACUCCUAUAAAUGUGACUCUCCAACGAAAAAAAUCGCUACCAGAUUUUCAAGAUCUUCCACGUGCCACGGAAGCUAUGACUAGGGAGGAGGUGUCUGCAUUGGGUUCAGCAAGACGUGAAGCUGUACGCCGCCAAAUUGAAACUAACGAAAGACUAAAAGCGAAUCCCCUACUUUAUAUUUUUAGUCCACAAGUUAAGGAUUGGUUUACUCGACAACAAUUGGUGCUACUUGUGCUUUUUGUAAAUAUACUUUUAGGCUACCUUUUCGUGAAAAUGUUAACAUAGCGAAAUUUAUUUAAAGCCUAGUAUACUCAUAUGAAAAUUUACGGUUUUAGUUAAAUAUCUUAGUGAUUUUAAGUUAUAUUCGAAUGAAUGUCUGCACAAUUUUGAUAAAAAAAUAACGUUAUAAAUCACGAGUCUUAAUGGUCAUUAUAUAUGCUUUAUAUACUUAAAGAUUUUGUCGUUCACUAUUAUGCAUUUGGUCAGUUCGCUAGAGGAGAAAUUUUUUUAUGUAAUCCAAUCACAUAUUACAUUUAAAGAAUUUAUCAAGUAUUCGUGAUAUAGUUCCCUAAUUUAAUGAUUUUGUUUAUCAGAAACAUUGGACUCUUUCUGUUAUAUAUACUUUUGUAGGAAAUGGACAUAUACUUGUAGACACAAAAGAAAGGUAUCAGCAUCAAGACAUUAGUUGCAUAUACAUACAUAUGUCAUAAAGAAUUCUAAAAUAUUCCCUUCGUCUCCCAAUUAACCUACAACUUAGAAUCUAUAUUUAUAUCAAUCAUACCUUAAAAAAUUUCUUAUAUAGAGAAUUGUAAGUUCGUGAACAUAAUUUAUAUCCAAUAAUUUUCUUUAAUUUAGAGUAACAACUAGUUGUUUCUUCAGUGCGAAUUGACCUAAUUGUAAGAAAAUAAAUAUUAAUUCAAUUCUUGUUUAAAUCCCUCUAUAAAAAAUCAUUUGUUUUUACUUAUGUUUAGUGUAAAAUAUUUCUUACGUGCUUUAUUCAAAAAAUUAUAUUAGAUUUGUUUUUAUGAAUAUUGUCCUAUGCGUACCAGGAUAUUUGAAACGAAGAUAAAAUCAGUACUCUCCUAAAGUUGAACUACUACUUAGUUACUACGGUCAAUUAAUAAAAGCAAAUGUGAGUUACAUAUCGUCACCUAAAAUGCAAAAUAACGUAACAACAUUUUCGAAAAUUUACAGUGGCUUGAAUGAAACACGAAAUAAAAUGGAACAAGAGUGAAACAAAUUUUUAAUAUUGGUUAAAUCUGGUUCAUAUAUGAGCGCAGAACCUGAAAAUGUUGGACAUAUGUAAUAUUAUGUAUGUAAUUUGAAGUAGUGAAUCGUAAUCAAUAAGAUACUCAAUUCCGAAUUUUUUGAUGAUACGUUAUUUUGCAUUUUAGGUGACGAUAUACUAAAAUUAUGUAAAAAAGUAAGGAAGGGCUAAGAUCGUGUGCAGAACAGUUUGUCUGUCGCAACUUAUGUGGCUCAAAUUCGAUGUAAUAUUACCAGGUGUUGACAACAUUAUUACUAAUAUACAAUAUUUUGCUUCUAGCCCGAAAUGUUUAUAUCGGGUGAUUUUUUAAGAGCUUGAUAACUUUUUUUUAAAAAAACGCAUAAAAUUUGCAAAAUCUCAUCGGUUCUUUAUUUGAAACGUUAGAUUGGUUCAUGACAUUUACUUUUUGAAGAUAAUUUCAUUUAAAUGUUGACCGCGGCUGCGUCUUAGGUGGUCCAUUCGGAAAGUCCAAUUUUGGGCAACUUUUUCGAGCAUUUCGGCCGGAAUAGCCCGAAUUUCUUCGGAAAUGUUGUCUUCCAAAGCUGGAAUAGUUGCUGGCUUAUUUCUGUAGACUUUAGACUUGACGUAGCUACGUAAAUAAGCAAAAUUGCCGCAUUUGGGGUGAAGAGCAACCAGAAGCCGUUCAAGAACUGCCCAUGCAUCCCGAAAAAAUGCACUGUUUGGUGUGGUUUGUACGCUGGUGGAAUCAUUGGACCGUAUUUUUUCAAAGAUGCUGUUGGACGCAACGUUACGGUGAAUGGCGAUCGCUAUCGUUCGAUGCUAACAAACUUUUUGUUGCCAAAAAUGGAAGAACUGAACUUGGUUGACAUGUGGUUUCAACAAGAUGGCGCUACAUGCCACACAGCUCGCGAUUCUAUGGCCAUUUUGAGGGAAAACUUCGGAGAACAAUUCAUCUCAAGAAAUGGACCCGUAAGUUGGCCACCAAGAUCAUGCGAUUUAACGCCUUUAGACUAUUUUUUGUGGGGCUACGUCAAGUCUAAAGUCUACAGAAAUAAGCCAGCAACUAUUCCAGCUUUGGAAGACAACAUUUCCGAAGAAAUUCGGGCUAUUCCGGCCGAAAUGCUCGAAAAAGUUGCCCAAAAUUGGACUUUCCGAAUGGACCACCUAAGACGCAGCCGCGGUCAAAAUUUAAAUGAAAUUAUCUUCAAAAAGUAAAUGUCAUGAACCAAUCUAACGUUUCAAAUAAAGAACCGAUGAGAUUUUGCAAAUUUUAUGCGUUUUUUUUUUUUAAAAAGUUAUCAAGCUCUUAAAAAAUCACCCGAUAUUAUAAUUAAUUUAAUUAAAUCAAAUGAUAUAUACGUAUGUGAUAUAAAUUCAUCCAAAGACGUCAAAUUUGAUGUAUAGGGUUCAUACAAAAACCAUCAACCAGAGGACAAAAGUAACUAUUCGAGUAUUAGAGAUAUGAUUUACGUUUUACGUCUAAGCCAAUUUCUUUCAUAUCCAGCGCACUUUAUUUUAAAGAAAACUUCUCCACUUAAUUUUAGUAAGGUGAAAAGUUGGAAAUCACCAUAUGUUUGGAUUAGAGACAGCUUAAGAAAGGUAUUAAAUUUUUUUAUUGUUUAAGAAUGCUCGAAAGCGUGCUGCAGGUAACUUUUUGAAGAUUACCCACAUAAUGAUCGACAUAUAAUAACGAAAAUCAUUAUAUGUGGUACAUGGAUCGAUUUCACACAUUUUCCGCAUUAUACUACUGUACCGGGUUUCCCAAUAUUCAUUGUAAAAAAAAAAAAUUCAAAUUAUUCAAAUAUACAUAUUAUCGAAAUUAUCGUUCUCCAA
This is a messenger RNA of Bactrocera neohumeralis, 3379 nucleotides long. RefSeq lists its product as uncharacterized. The record is from RefSeq and is a predicted model, not a curated record. The transcript is spliced from 4 exons. Lineage: Eukaryota; Metazoa; Arthropoda; Insecta; Diptera; Tephritidae. The coding region runs from base 214 to 603 and encodes 129 amino acids.